This is a messenger RNA of Rubroshorea leprosula, 1005 nucleotides long. The record is from the annotation of a GenBank genome assembly. Lineage: Eukaryota; Viridiplantae; Streptophyta; Magnoliopsida; Malvales; Dipterocarpaceae.
GAAGCAGGACAAGUUGGCCUUUUGAGUAAUAAACCUCAAAAAAAUUUUAAUUUUUUUUUUUUUCACUCAAAAUGCCACUUGCGGUUGCCGUUGGAUCAGCCUCUGAGUUCGGCCAUGGCGAGGCCCUUAAGGCUGCGCUAGCUGAGUUUAUCUCAAUGCUCAUUUUCGUUUUUGCCGGUGAAGGCUCCGGCAUGGCUUUCAACAAGCUUACCGACAACGCCUCAACCACACCGGCCGGCUUGGUGGCGGCCGCAUUGGCUCAUGGCUUUGCACUGUUCGUGGCAGUUUCAGUUGGCGCCAACAUUUCCGGCGGCCAUGUAAACCCUGCCGUCACAUUCGGUGCCUUCAUCGGUGGUCACAUUACUCUCGUCAGGAGUGUUCUUUACUGGAUUGCCCAGUUGCUUGGAUCCGUUGUUGCCUGCUUGCUUCUCAAGUUAUCCACCGGAGGAUUGACAACAUCCGCAUUUUCUUUGUCCUCCGGUGUGAGCGCAUGGAACGCAGUCGUUUUUGAGAUCGUGAUGACCUUCGGUCUGGUCUACACAGUCUACGCCACCGCCGUUGAUCCCAAGAAGGGCAACAUCGGCAUUAUUGCACCCAUUGCAAUUGGUUUCAUCGUGGGUGCCAACAUCUUGGCCGGUGGCGCCUUUGACGGUGCAUCCAUGAACCCCGCCGUCUCCUUCGGUCCUGCUGUUGUUAGCUGGAGCUGGGACAACCACUGGGUCUACUGGCUUGGACCCCUCGUUGGUUCUGCCAUUGCCGCCAUUGUCUACUCACUCUUCUUCAUUGCCCCAAGCACACAUGAACAGCUUCCCACUGCUGAAUUCUAAGCUUUCUUUUGUUUUUCAGAAAACGUGAUGAAAAUUAAAAAAGGGUCGAAAUUUGGGUGGAUUUCAGGUUUCAAUCUUUUGGGUGCUUUGUUGUUUGUAAUUUGUAUCUCUUUUGUUAAUUGUUGAUGAUUGCAGUGAAGCUGUUUUUGUUCUUGUUCAAUAAUAUUGGUAUCAAAUU